Telopea speciosissima is the source of this 658-nucleotide messenger RNA. RefSeq names its product pyridoxine/pyridoxamine 5'-phosphate oxidase 2. Gene Ontology annotation, molecular function: pyridoxamine phosphate oxidase activity; FMN binding. NCBI's taxonomy places the organism in Eukaryota, Viridiplantae, Streptophyta, Magnoliopsida, Proteales, Proteaceae. Gene Ontology annotation, biological process: pyridoxine biosynthetic process. The record is from RefSeq and is a predicted model, not a curated record. The transcript has 7 exons. Bases 49 to 657 code for a protein of 202 amino acids.
GGAUCGAGGUGAGCAGAGAACGAAGAGCGCAUGGUGAUUAUAUGAGAAAUGGCACAGUCUCACACACAGUGGGGGGCAACAACGCCUUGGAAGCAGCUCCUCCUCAAAGCAAUUGAGUCCAACGCCAACCUCAAGCACUCCUUCCCUCAACUCGCAACGGUCCGAUCUAAUGGUAGACCUGCCAAUCGCACUGUUGUUUUCAGAGGAUUCCUAGAAGGAUCUGACAAGAUUCAAAUCAACACGGACGGCCGAAGCCAGAAGAUUGAUGAUAUUAAGCAUUCUCCUUUUGCUGAGAUAUGUUGGUAUUUCACAGACUCAUGGGAGCAGUUCAGGAUCAAUGGAACCAUCGAUGUCAUUGAUGGGUCAAAUGCUGAUCCUGUUAAGCUUCAGCAAAGGGAAAAAGCUUGGUUUGCUAGUUCUCUGAAGUCGAGGCUGCAGUACUUGGGACCUAGCCCAGGUCUUCCAUGUAUCAGUGAAGAAUCACCCAAAGUGUCUCCUUUAGAUCCAUCUGCUGGCCCUGUUGGUGCAUUUUGCCUUUUGGUUUUGGACCCAGAGGAGGUUGAUUAUGUGAACCUCAAGAGUACCGAUAGGCUGUUAUUCAAGUCUGAACAAUGUGAUGAAGAAAAAUCUUGGAUUUCUGAGAAAAUUAACCCAUAAA